This is a messenger RNA of Xenopus laevis (African clawed frog), 1828 nucleotides long. RefSeq names its product something about silencing protein 10 (gene utp3.S). The transcript has 16 exons. Gene Ontology annotation, biological process: maturation of SSU-rRNA from tricistronic rRNA transcript (SSU-rRNA, 5.8S rRNA, LSU-rRNA). Gene Ontology annotation, cellular component: small-subunit processome; nucleus; nucleolus. NCBI's taxonomy places the organism in Eukaryota, Metazoa, Chordata, Amphibia, Anura, Pipidae. The coding region runs from base 368 to 1771 and encodes 467 amino acids. The record is from RefSeq and is a predicted model, not a curated record.
AAUGUGUCCGGCUGCAACUAACACUCGCGCCAAUGUUCUUUUCAAACCAUAUUAUAAAAAUUACACGGGGGUUUGCAGACAUUUGCAGCCUUUCAUGCGGGGCUCUACCCCAUUACAGGCUGCUAGAAAUUGUACUUGAACAAGAGGGAACUUUUGGCAAGUAAAACGUGGUCCUGUUACUUCCUUGGCUUACUUCCUGUCUCUGACUGAUACAGCGACUGGGUGCGUCUGGACGGGACCUCUAAGGAAGUGCAGGCACUGAAAGAGUGGUCCGGAACGUUUAGCGCUUCGUUUGGUUUCAGAGGAGGUAUUUGGGGGAAGGACAGGAAGUAGUUCCAGGCGUGCGGAAGGUUUCUGAGCAGACAGCAUGGGGAGGACUCGCAGGAGUCAGAGGUUCCAGAAACCGAAAGUAGACAAGGAUGUAUAUGAUGAAUCCUUGGCUAAAACAGACAUCCCUUCCACUAAAGAGAUAUCUUCUGACUAUUUCAAUGAUGAAAUUGAUAACUUCCAUGAAGAAAAAUGUAAGAGCUUAAUGAAAAGAGGAGUGGAGUUUGACAGCGAUGAAGAACAAAUGGACAGUGAGGAUGAGGUUAUGCCACUUGACAUCCAUGAAGAAGAUGAGGAGGAGGAAGAAGAAGACGGUGACCAAAGUUCGAUGGAAAGUGACCUAGAAGAGCGUCGUAAUGAUGGGCUUCCAGAUGAAAUGGCAUGGGGACAAAGGAAGAAAAUCUAUUAUGACACAGACUACGCAGAAUACCAGGCAAAAAAAAAACAAAAGAAAAGCAAAGAAGAAAUGGAUGCUGAGGCAGAGGAAGAAGAAGAAGAAGCUCAAAAUAUCCAGAAGCGAUUGGCAAAAACCCUUAAUGAGGAAGACUAUGGCUUGGAUUUUAUUGAGGCAUUUGCAGAAAAGCAAAGCGAAGAGAGACAAUCGGAACAAAAAAUCGUCAAAGACUUAAACAAAAUGUCUGAAAAAGAAAAGAGAAAGCUGCUCAAGAAGGAAUCUCCUGAGUUGCUGGAACUUAUGCAAGAUUUAAAACUCAAGUUGGCAGAAGUCAAAAAUGAUCUGGAGCCACUGCUUAAACUUGUGAAAGAUGGAACCAUUCCUGAAGGAAAGGGAAGUAAAUAUCUUCAGACAAAAUACCAGCUAUAUUUAAAUUAUUGCACAAACAUCAGCUAUUAUUUAAUUCUGAAAGCCAAGAGAAUCUCAAUUGAUGGUCAUCCUGUAAUAGAAAGACUUGUAACUUAUAGAAAUCUGAUAAAUGAUUUGAGUGUUGUGGAUCAAAGAUUGUCCUCCGAAAUUAAGCAACUUCUAACUCACGAUUUCAAGGGAACAAAAGAUUCCUCCAGCUUACCAAAGAUUUCUAAGACAAUUGCUACAAAGCGACCUUUGUCUGAGAUCCAACAUGAUGAUGAUGAUGAUGAUUCCGAUCUGGAUGAGGAAGCUGCUUUGAAAUACUAUAAGCAGAUGGAAGAGAAAUCAUUACAGAAGCGAAAUCGUGGAGAAGAAGAUCUUGUCACUGGCCUUCCAUCUGAGGAACUGGAUCCGAAUGCAAAAAGAGCGAUCACAUACCAGAUUGCAAAGAAUAAAGGACUUACACCUAAAAGAAAGAAGUUGGACCGGAAUCCCAGAGUUAAACACAGAGAAAAAUUCAGACGUGCUAAAAUUCGCAGAAAGGGCCAGGUUCGUGAGGUGCGUAAAGAAGAAACCAGAUAUUCUGGGGAGUUAUCUGGAAUUCGAGCUGGAGUCAAGAAAAGCAUCAAACUUAAGUGAAGAGUUUCCAAGACCCACUUCUCAUAUAUGUAUAAUAAAGUAUUAUUUUUCAUCAUG